Messenger RNA from Misgurnus anguillicaudatus (oriental weatherfish), 1726 nucleotides. It is a transcript of the gene ccdc32, whose product is annotated as coiled-coil domain containing 32. NCBI's taxonomy places the organism in Eukaryota, Metazoa, Chordata, Actinopteri, Cypriniformes, Cobitidae. Gene Ontology annotation, biological process: cilium organization. The record is from RefSeq and is a predicted model, not a curated record.
UGGGUAAUCCCUGCCGGUUACGUCACGUGCUCGCACUGCGUGCAUCCAAGCAGUAAAACAUAGUCGGGUAGAUGGAUUUUAUAUGCUGAAGUUUGUAUUUAUUUAACAAUUUUAAUAAAUCUUCUUAGAUCUGAGGUGCUUCGAAAGUAUUCUGGAUAAGAAGCGUGAAUUCAUAACGUGCGUGAGUGUUUACAUCUGAGGUUUAUUGAUCGAUGAAGGACGCGAUGAUCGACGAUUCUGAAACCCAUGUGGUCCGAUCUAGUGGAGAUCUGUGGUCUGAGAUCUGCUCGAGUUUGCCCCAGCCACAGGAACUCGAUGGACAAUUUACAGACUCGUUUCAGCCCUCUCAAGGGUCUCCACAACCAAACUUCCCUAGGGCUUCUUUCAGCCCAUGGGAACCAAUGGCUGACUCUGAAGUUUACAUUGCCAGUUUAGAAAAUCGGUUGAAGAGAAUCAAGGGACAGUCAAAUGAUGUGACAUCAAGGGAAAUGCUCCGUUCUUUGUCCCAGGCAAAGAAGGAAUGCUGGGAUAGAUUCCUCCACGAUGCCGAAACAUCAGAACUGUUUCAGGAAGGAAAUUUUGAUCCGAGUGCUUUGGAGCAGUUCAAGCGUUGGUUGUCGCCUGAAAGGGUGGCCAUCAAUGCAGAAGAGCUAGAGUACCUUCUUCUGCCCACACAGAACAGUGAGCUUCCUGUCAGCUCUGCCCAAACUGAUCAACUAUGUGAGGAGGAAGAAUGUCCAAGCCCGGAGAAAUAAUCAUACAACAGAAACACCGGGAAGUUUGCUGUACUGACAUGCAGAGAGAUGAGCGUAGGUGGGGUCUUGUUGUGAAAAGCAACCUGGUAUUGUGAUCCAUCUGAAGGAACCAUACUAUAGGGGGGCACAAAUAAUCAUGUACUAGUUCCUAAACUAAUAUAUGCUUUAACAUGAAGAAAUUGUGAAUAAAGGCAUAGACUAUUCAGGAAUGAAUGGAGUCAUACUGACUACCUAAGAAUCAGACAUUUUUAGCAUAGCUGUUAUUAUUCUAUCCUAAAUACUUUAUAGAAAUAGUUAGGUUUUGUUUCUGAUUAGUUACUGUCAGUUUAUGUACAUAAUGCACUGGUUCAUUAUAAUUUGUUUUGUAUUCAUAAAUGCAUUAAAGGGAUAGUUCACCAGAAAAUUCUGUUUUUACUCACCCACCAGUUGUUCCAAUCUGUAUAAAUGUAUUUUACACCAAGGAAGAUAUUUUGAACAAUGUUUGAAGUAACAAUCUGGGGCACCAUUCAGUUCUAUAGUGGGAAAAAUAAUAAUAUGGAAGUGAAUGGUGCCCCAGAUCUGCUUUAUGAAAGUGAGAAAAUGAUGAGAACAUUUUCAUUUUUUUGAGUAAGCUUCCUAUAAGACAUCAUUUUCUUUACAACAGUGUUAGGCGUUUACAGGAUUAAACACAAAAGAAAUGGAGGAAAAUACAUUUGAGUGUUAUGUAACAUUCCACAAAUGUAAAUUUUAUAAUUGGCUAUUGAAUAUAAAUUAAAAUUGUUUCUCGUCCCUUUUUUUUGCAGUAUUGACUCUGAUAUGCACAAAUCCAGACAUUGUGUUAUUACAAUUGUGAACGUUUCAAGUAUGAUUUAAUGGUAAUAUCCUCUCAGACUGAAAUGUAUAGAUCAAUGGACUAGAUAACCACUAUUAAGGGUGGUUAAAGAAUGUUGAGCUUUAUAUUAUGCCCAUUGUUUCUGUACAUGUUAGUAAGU